UCUGUUCUAUCGUGUGUUUCGACAUGCGGUACCAGCAGCUGCCUUGGUGAAAAAUUAAAAAUGUGACUGUGCUUAUUAAUGAGAACCUAAAAAUCCGUUUUUUCACCUAUAAUACGAUCCAUAAUAGUAUGACUAUUACGUUAAUUUUUACAUCAUAACGUUCAGAACACAACAUCAAAUAGUCAUUUCGAAGUGCACCUACAUCAUUUGUGUUUUUCGCGAGUUAAAAAACGUCGAGCCGUCUGCCAUAAACCCAACAGGAAGAGCUAUACCAAUAUGGCUGACCAACAGGCAGUAAGUGCGCCAGAACAGCAGCAGCAGCAGCAGCAACCACAACAGGCGCCUCAGCAAACCCAACAACAGCAACAGCCGCAGCAGCAACCGGAACAGCAAAUCCCAGCUAGUAACAAGUCAGCGGUUCCACAGCAACAGAAGGAAGUGAUAGCCACUAAGGUUACCGGUGUAGUCAAAUGGUUUAACGUGAAAAGUGGCUACGGUUUCAUAAAUCGAGGUGAUACUCAAGAGGAUGUAUUCGUUCAUCAAUCGGCUAUUGCUCGAAACAAUCCGAAGAAAGCCGUCCGUUCCGUUGGCGAUGGUGAGGUUGUUGAGUUCGAUGUUGUCAUUGGAGAGAAAGGCAAUGAGGCAGCUAAUGUGACUGGUCCGCAGGGCGAACCAGUGAAGGGUAGUCCAUACGCUGCUGAAAAACGUCGCGGUUAUCGUCAGUGGUGGCAGAAACGUGGCCAGCGUCGUCCAGGGCCGCCGAGAUCCAAGGAUGGUACCGUGGAUGGUCAAAAUAUUGUCGAACAAAAUGAUGGCCAGCAACAGCAGCAGCAGCAGCACCAACAACCCCAGCAUACGCAGCCGCAGCAAACAAAACAACUCCCAGAUCAGCGUCGCUUCCGCCCACGUGGAAGAGGUGGAUAUUCUUACUAUCGUGGACCUCCACCGCGAGGACCUCGUCGUGAUGGACCCCCAAUGAACGACAAUGGUAUGAUGGAUCCAAAUCAGAUUGAUGACGGUCAGAAUGGUAUGCGCCAGGGUGGACGUGGAGGUCCAAGACGUUUCUUCCGUCGUAACUAUCGCAGCGGUGGAAGAGGUAUGUCCGGACCGGGAGGUCCUCCCAGACGGGGAGGAUAUCGUGGUGAUUACCAGAAUGACUAUCAGCAAAAUGGCCCGGAACAACCACGUCGUAUGCCUCCGGGGCGUGGUGGUGGACGACCACGCUAUCCACGCCGUGGGGCGCGGAACACUCAGAGACCGAGGAGCGAUGUCGGAACCGGCGGUAACAACAACGCCGUCCAAAAUACUAUCACCGAAAGCUCUGCAUAAACUUCGGUAAAAACGCGAAGCCAGAUAUUCAACGGCAGGAUGGUAAUUAGCAGCAGCAACAUUUGUAACAUCAUAUUAGCACACAUUAACAACUAACAACGGUGAGCCAAACAACAUUCUUGUGUUCACAUUGUGUGAAAAUGUCUCUUUGAAAUGAGUCUUGAAGCGCGUAGAAUAUAGAGAGUUAUAAUAUAACCAUUCAAUUGAAAACCAAAUUGAAUAUUGGAUCGUGUUAUGAGCGGAAAAUGUUUCAAUUUUUAUUCGAAUAGGAAAGGCGAAGGAUAAUCCAAUAACAGGGGAGAAACAGCAGCUCGUUUGAAAGAGUAGUGCAAGAAAGCAGCACUUCCGGGUUAGGUUGGAUUUACUAUUUUUUCUAGUUGAUUCAGCGUUGAUCGUCGGUAACAGCCUCUUGAAACCAUCAAUAUCUCUAUCCCCAACAUAAAUGGAUGAUCUUACAUCAACAGAAUACAUACAAGACAAAAUUGCACAGUCCUGUUGCGGAGGCCUUAUGACACCGUUAGGCUACUCAUAUCAUUGUAGCAGAUAUUGUUAGUUCGAGAUACGCGGUCGCUAGUGGCGCAGAUUCACAAGAAUCAUAGUGGUUCAACGACUCUUACCCUCAGUACUAUAUUCGUAAUGUAUUUUUAUAUCGUUUUCUAAAAUCUGAAAUACAUGUUAUUUGUUGUCUCGGAUCGAGUAACUCGACAAAUGUUCAAAUUUAAUGCUAAUCCUGUUUCAUCAAAUAAAAAAAAACAAAUCAAAACCACCAAUAUUCGGUUUGGUAAUAUUUUUUUGAUUUGCUAAUAACUACAUCGUUGGUAAUACCGAAAUAAUAAAGUUAAAUACUAGAAGAGAAAAAAACAACAGCAAUUAAAUUUCUAAUGAACAGCAAAUGUAGAUGAACAAGUGUUAACGUAAAGUAAGGUACAUAAUGUAGCAGGAAAAGGAAAAGAAAA
This is a messenger RNA of Toxorhynchites rutilus septentrionalis, 2285 nucleotides long. RefSeq names its product Y-box factor homolog (gene yps). The record is from RefSeq and is a predicted model, not a curated record. Gene Ontology annotation, biological process: regulation of gene expression. The coding region runs from base 277 to 1329 and encodes 350 amino acids. Gene Ontology annotation, molecular function: nucleic acid binding. The transcript has a single exon. Gene Ontology annotation, cellular component: nucleus. Lineage: Eukaryota; Metazoa; Arthropoda; Insecta; Diptera; Culicidae.